GUGCAGUGCAGAAUAUUGGCCAAUCCGCGGGGAUAAAAACAGCUUCAACGCAUUUGUCUCGUCACUUUAGAAAUCAUCCUAAAUCAAGCAACAACAAUGCUCGGAAAUGGGCUAAAGGUGGCGCUGCUGGCAGCGGCUGUAGCGUGCUACGUGCAACCACAGCUACUGCUACAGCCUAUGGUUGGCUCGGAUCUGGAUGGUGCGGACGUCGAUGCGUCUGUGCGCGUGCUGCGCGGCCUGCUGACUCUGCUGAGCUACGGACUGGCCAGCGUCCGACCUUCUUGGUUUUGGGUGCUCGUGGUAGUAGCAGCACUGCAGCUCAGUCUAUGGGGUUUGCAGCUGGCCGAGGACUCAUUACUGGGGUUGAGCGUGGAGGCCGAGAAGAAGCUGUUCCUGGUGGGCGCUGUGGCCUGCUUCGGAGCCAUCGUGAGCAUCAUUCUGUUCGGAGGCAAAGGCGACGCCAAAGCACGUUUUCGGAAGCGACUGGUGGCGUUUUACACAAAGCACAACCCGAAGAAGCUCCGCGAGGUGGAUGAUUUAGUGGAGAAGUACGAGUUCAACGAGGAGCUAUUGUUCCAGCGACUGCACCGGAAGUACAAUGCACUAGCUGCUGGAGCGGAUAACCACUCGGUCAUGAAGCACAUUGACGAGAGCGAGUUCCUGUAUGAAGAAGCAGAAGAAGAGAGACUGGAGUCGGACGAGGAGGAGGAGGAGGCAGAAAAAGAAGCUGCUUUAAUCCCAGCGGAAGAAGAGGAGGACGAAGAAGAGAAGCCAGCACGUUUAUAUACUGCACCGCAGAGCUCAGGCAGCAGUGGGAGUGAUGAAAGCUACGAGGUUGUCGAAAAGAAGACUGUACCACCGAUUCGUCCGAUGGAAAUUGAGGACUAUGACGAACUCGACGGCACACCUCCCAUAUCGCCUCGCACUGCCGAAAAACUAGCCCACACGCACCGCCAGUCAUCCACUCUGAUCAAGGACGCUAUUGCACAAGCGCGCCGUGCUCAGCAGGAACGCAUUGAGCGUCGCAUUGCUAACAUCGCGUCGAGAAGCGGAGACGGCUAUGCCGGACAUUAAUUAACGGACCACAAGUCAGCAAUUUUCGGAAGCGUUAAGUGCUUUUUGGUAGGAUGGUAAAGCAGCAGAUCAAGCAAGAAAAGAAAUCAUAAGUAUACCCGAGCUCUUUUAUCAUACGUGG
This is a messenger RNA of Phytophthora nicotianae INRA-310, 1195 nucleotides long. RefSeq lists its product as hypothetical. The record is from RefSeq and is a predicted model, not a curated record. NCBI's taxonomy places the organism in Eukaryota, Oomycota, Peronosporomycetes, Peronosporales, Peronosporaceae. The transcript has 2 exons. The coding region runs from base 97 to 1074 and encodes 325 amino acids.